AAAUGCAUACUGAAUGUUCCUCUCGGAUAAUACCAGUGUUAUAUUGCGGAGACAUCAUCCCAAAUCACGGGAUUUUCUACCAUCAACAUUAGGUAACACGAUGCGUGUUACGUGCCUGUGGUUGUGGAUGGUGGCCGUGCUGGUGGCAGUACUCGUCGCUGUCCUCAGUAGCCUACGUGAUGUACUGCUGUCGAGGUCAUCUCGUCUUCCUGACAUGGUGACGGACGGGCCUGGUCAUGGCCACGUGUCGCCAGUGUCUGAUGACAUCGACCACCCCGUGAGCCGCAUCCGCUCACUCAGUCUGCUGCAUCUUCCCCCCUGCGACGAGUUGCCAGAAUUACCUGAGCGUUAUCUGAUAAACACUUUCCACAGGUGA
Messenger RNA from Haliotis rufescens (red abalone), 376 nucleotides. RefSeq lists its product as uncharacterized. The coding region runs from base 14 to 376 and encodes 120 amino acids. The record is from RefSeq and is a predicted model, not a curated record. The transcript is spliced from 3 exons. NCBI's taxonomy places the organism in Eukaryota, Metazoa, Mollusca, Gastropoda, Lepetellida, Haliotidae.